Messenger RNA from Arabidopsis arenosa, 4625 nucleotides. The record is from the annotation of a GenBank genome assembly. NCBI's taxonomy places the organism in Eukaryota, Viridiplantae, Streptophyta, Magnoliopsida, Brassicales, Brassicaceae.
GAGAAUUCAAUUAAGCGUCCUUUGGAGAUGGCGUCCAUGGCGACCGGUGUCAGUUUUUCGAUGACUAGCGGAAUAGGAGGAGGAAGAGACGAUGUUGAACGAGUAGCGACGGCCGUACGGACGACGCUGAAGCUGAAUCAGAAGAACUCACUGAGCGAGAGUACAUGCAGUUUUUCGGUGAUGAACAAGUAUCGGGGAUCCGGAGCUAUACGAACCGUAUCGAAGGCCGUCGUUGAGGGAGAUGAGAUGAGUAAGAAUCUAAAAGUGGGACUCAUUUGCGGAGGUCCGUCAGCGGAGCGCGGGAUUUCUCUCAACUCUGCUAGAUCAGUUCUCGAUCAUAUUCAGGGUGAUGGUAUAAGCGUGAGCUGCUAUUAUAUAGAUCCUGAUCUCAAAGCCUUUGCAAUUUCCUCCGCUCAGGUGUACUCGAAUACUCCUGCAGAUUUCGAUUUCAAGCUGGAGAGUCUUGCACAGGGAUUCUCUUCAUUAUCCGAAUUUGCCGAGCAUCUUGUUUCUGCUGUGGACAUUGUUUUUCCAGUAAUUCAUGGUCGAUUUGGUGAAGAUGGGGGCAUUCAGGAGCUGUUGGAAAGUCACAACAUUCCAUUUGUGGGGACUGGAUCUCGUGAAUGCAUUCGAGCAUUUGACAAGUAUGAAGCCUCUUUAGAGCUCAAGGAACUUGGUUUCAUGACAGUACCAAACUACUUGGUGCAGGGAACUGGAGUAGACAAAAGUGAAAUAGCACAGUGGUUUACAGAUAACCGGCUGGAUCUCGAGAUGGGAAAAGUCGUGGUAAAACCAGCUAAAGCAGGUUCAAGCAUCGGUGUCAAGGUUGCUUUUGGCGUAAAUGAUUCAAUUAAAAAGGCUAUUGAACUUAUUGUAGAGGGAAUUGAUGAUAGAGUUGUUGUGGAGGUGUUUAUUGAAGAUGCAUAUGAGUUCACUGCCAUCGUCCUUGAUGUGGGUUCUGGUUCUGUUUGCCAUCCUGUUGUUUUGAUGCCUACUGAGGUGCAACUUCAGUUUCAUGGCAGUGGUGAUCUACAAGAAAACGCAAUCUUCGACUAUCGGAGGAAGUAUCUGCCGACACAACAGGUCACCUAUCACACUCCUCCCCGUUUCCCUAUCCAUGUUAUCAAAAGUAUUCGUGAAGAGGCAUCUCUUAUAUUUAAAAAGCUUGGUUUACGUGACUUUGCUCGCAUUGAUGGAUGGUAUUUGGCUCCCAAUUCAAAUUUAUCAUCUGCAAGUGAAAAGCUUGGAGGACCCGAGUCAGGAGAUAUCAUAUUCACAGACAUCAACCUGAUAAGUGGCAUGGAGCAAACUAGCUUUCUCUUCCAGCAGGCUUCUAAGGUUGGAUUUUCUCAUUCAAACAUUCUGCGAACAGUUGUCCACCGUGCUUGCUCGAGGUUUCCCCAUCUUACUUGGUAUAAUUAUGGGUAUAGUCUAUUACUCCAAGGUUCAACAACCCAGGAAGUCUCUGAGGACGUCCAGAAAGUGUUUGUCAUAUUUGGAGGAGAUACUUCAGAGCGGCAAGUGUCCGUCAUGAGUGGAACAAAUGUCUGGAUCAAUUUGCAAAGAUUUGUAGAUCUCAAUGUAACUCCCUGUUUGCUUUCCCCCUCACUUAGAAACUCAUCUGGCGCAUCUUCGAACUUGGACAACAGAGAAGUCUGGGUUUUGCCCUACUCGGUUGUGCUAAGGCACACUGCUGAGGAAGUUCUUGCAGCGUGCUUAGAAGCAGUCGAGCCUGAUCGGGCUUUAUUUACAUCUCUCCUGCAGAAGCAAGUGAUGGAGGAUCUUAUGGAUGGUUUGAAGAAUCAAAGCUGGUUUGCAGGGUUUGAUAUAACAGACGAGCUGCCCAGAAAUUUCUCAUUGAAAGAGUGGAUCAAGCAUGCCAGGGAAGCUCAAGCAACUGUCUUCAUUGCAGUGCAUGGAGGAAUUGGGGAAGAUGGUACACUGCAGGCCUUGCUGGAGGAUGAAGGAGUUUCUUAUACAGGUCCAGGCGUACUAGCAUCAAGGACUUGCAUGGACAAGGUUAUGACAUCUCAGGCUCUUAGUCAUCUUUCAGAGUUUGGAAUUCAUACCAUAAGCAAAGAUGUGAGGAGAACAGAGGAUAUAAUGCAUGAGACCAUCCCAAAUGUUUGGGAUGAAUUGAUCAGUAAGUUUCAGUGUCUCACACUAUGUGUUAAACCAGCAAAGGAUGGAUGUUCCACUGGCGUUGCAAGAUUAUGUUCCUCUGAAGACCUAGCUGUAUAUGUACAAGCUUUGAAAGAUUGUCUACUAAGGAUUCCUCCAAAUACUCUUUCCAAGACACAUGGAACGAUUGAGAUGCCAAAUCCUACUCCAGAGUUCUUGAUUUUUGAACCAUUUGUUGAAACCGAUGAAAUCAUAGUUUCAUCCAAAGCCAAGCAGCAGCUCUCUUGGAAAGGUAGGAGGCGGUGGGUAGAGAUGACUGUGGGUGUAAUCGGAAAGUGUGGGUCAAUGCAUUCGCUGAGUCCUAGUCUUACUGUCAAGGAAAGUGGGGAUAUAUUGUCUCUCGAGGAGAAGUUCCAAGGCGGCACUGGCAUAAAUCUUACUCCACCUCCACCAACAAUCAUGAGUAAGGAAGCUUUGGAGAGAUGCAAACAAGGCAUUGAGCUGAUUGCAGAAACUCUCGGGUUAGAAGGGUUUUCACGGAUCGAUGCUUUUGUGCACGUUGAAACCGGAGAGGUGCUGGUUAUAGAGGUAAACACAGUUCCUGGAAUGACUCCUUCCACUGUUUUAAUCCAACAGGCAUUAGCAGAGCAGCCGCCAAUGUACCCUCCUCAAUUCUUUCGCACUCUGCUCCAUCUUGCUACACAGAGAGUCAUAGCCUCGAAUCUUAAGCUCGGGAUUAAUCUUCAUUCUCUUGUGGUAAAAUGUGGGUUUAAUCACGAUGUGGCCGCUAUGACGAGCCUCCUCUCUAUCUACUCUGGAUCCGGGCGUUUGAAUGAUGCCCACAAAGUGUUCGAGGAAAUUCCUGACAGAAGCGUUGUAACUUGGACGGCUUUGUUUAGUGGGUAUACGACUGCCGGAAAGCACAGGGAAGCCAUUGGUUUGUUUAAGAAGAUGGUGGAGAUGGGUGUGAGACCGGAUAGCUACUUUAUUGUUCAGGUUUUAUCUGCUUGUGUUCAUGUAGGGGAUCUCGACAGCGGGGAGUGGAUAGUUAAGCACAUGGAAGAGAUGGAGAUGCAGAAGAAUUCCUUUGUGCGCACAACACUUGUCAAUCUCUAUGCCAAGUGUGGGAAGAUGGAGAAAGCCCGUUCUGUUUUCGACUCGAUGGUGGAGAGAGAUAUAGUUACUUGGAGCACUAUGAUUCAAGGGUAUGCGUCGAACAGCUUCCCGAAAGAAGGAAGAGAGUUAUUUCUUCAGAUGUUGCAGGAAAAUCUGAAACCGGACCAGUUUUCCAUUGUCGGGUUUCUUUCUUCUUGUGCAAGCUUAGGAGCGCUUGAUCUAGGUGAAUGGGGAAUUAGUUUAAUAGAUAGGCAUGAGUUUUUGACCAAUCUGUUUAUGGCCAAUGCGCUGAUCGACAUGUAUGCGAAAUGUGGGGCUAUGGCUCGAGGUUUUGAAGUAUUCAAAGAAAUGAAGGAGAAAGAUAUAGUUAUCAUGAAUGCUGCAAUUUCUGGUCUGGCCAAGAAUGGCCACGUUAAGCUCUCAUUUGCGGUUUUUGGACAAACAGAGAAGUUAGGUAUCUCACCUGAUGGGUCCACGUUCCUUGGACUGCUCUGUGGUUGCGUUCACGCAGGCCUAAUCCAAGACGGGCUUCGGUUUUUCAACGCCAUAAGCUGUGUUUACGCUUUGAAACGCACGGUUGAGCACUAUGGUUGCAUGGUAGAUCUUUGGGGCAGAGCAGGAAUGUUAGAUGACGCAUACCGUUUGAUCUGCGAUAUGCCCAUGAGGCCAAAUGCGAUAGUCUGGGGAGCGUUACUGAGCGGAUGCAGACUGGUCAAAGAUACGCAGUUAGCAGAAACUGUUCUCAAAGAACUCAUCGCUUUGGAGCCAUGGAAUGCAGGAAACUAUGUUCAGUUAUCCAACAUAUACUCUGUCAGUGGCAGAUGGGACGAAGCGGCUGAAGUGAGGGACAUGAUGAACAGGAAAGGUAUGAAGAAGAUCCCGGGAUAUAGUUGGAUCGAGUUGGAAGGGACGGUCCAUGAGUUUCUAGCAGAUGAUAAAUCGCAUCCUCUUAGCGACAAGAUAUAUGCAAAGCUAGAAGAUUUGGGUAAUGAAAUGAGGCUUAUGGGUUUUGUUCCAACGACAGAAUUUGUUUUCUUUGAUGUUGAAGAUGAAGAAAAAGAAAGGGUCUUGGGGCAUCACAGCGAGAAGCUUGCGGUUGCGUUUGGGCUGAUCAGCACGGAUCAUGGCCAAGUGAUUCGGGUGGUGAAGAAUCUAAGGGUAUGUGGGGAUUGUCAUGAAGUGAUGAAGUUGAUAUCGAAGAUCACAAGACGAGAGAUCGUUGUUAGAGACAACAAUAGGUUUCAUUGUUUUACAAACGGCUCUUGUUCUUGCAAUGACUACUGGUGAGCUCACUAUGGUUAAAAAAACAGCAGAAAGUAAUUUGUAUUUUUUGGAAGAAAGAACAUAUUUUUGGAGUUCAUGGUUUUUAAGAAAAGUUGGCAGAGACU